Scleropages formosus (Asian bonytongue) is the source of this 2380-nucleotide messenger RNA. RefSeq names its product scavenger receptor cysteine-rich type 1 protein M130-like. The coding region runs from base 11 to 2380 and encodes 789 amino acids. The record is from RefSeq and is a predicted model, not a curated record. Lineage: Eukaryota; Metazoa; Chordata; Actinopteri; Osteoglossiformes; Osteoglossidae. Gene Ontology annotation, cellular component: membrane. The transcript is spliced from 11 exons.
UCUUAGCAAGAUGAAGUCCCAGUUUUUACUCAUGCUUAUUGGAAAUAUUGCUUGGUGGUUCGUCUCUGUGGUUUAUGGUUCACAAACUGGUGAUGUGAGACUUAUUAAUGGACCACAUAACUGCACUGGAGAUGCACAGAUUGUCUAUAAUGGGAUGUGGGUCUAUCUUUCUUUAUCAAUCAACACAAACAAUUAUGGAGCAUAUUGGUAUCUCAGCAAUAAUAUAUCAACCGGACUGUGCAGUCAGCUGGGAUGUGGAAAUAUUGUGUCAUUGAGCUAUAACACCAUAAGCACCAACGUUCUGCAAGCCCAAUGCACUGGAAGAGAGUCUGCUGUUACAGAGUGCAACCUUUAUUUUCAGAGUGGCUCGUCCUGGUACAGUACCCUGACAUGUUCAGGUAAUGUGCGGCUGGUGAACGGCUCCAGUGAGUGCGGUGGGAGAGUAGAGUUGCUCUACAACAGCCAGUGGGUUUCUCUCUAUGACACUGGGUGGACGACACAGCAGUCAAAUGUUGUGUGCAAUCAGCUGGGAUGUGGACCGGCUGUGGCAACUGGAAGCGGCGAGACCCCUGGAUCUGCCCUGCAGGCUCUCUGCUCUGGGGCUGAAUCUGCCCUGCAGUCCUGUUCCUUCCAGUCCUGCUCCAGCUGUGCUGCCAACAACUCCAGAUCCGUGACUGUUGUGUGUUCAGGUGGUGUGAGACUUGUUAAUGGACCGCAUAACUGCGCUGGAGAUGCACAGAUUUUCUAUAAUGGGAUGUGGGUCUAUCUUUCUUUAUCAAUCAACACAAACAAUUAUGGAGCAUAUUGGUAUCUCAGCAAUUCUAUAUCAGCCGGACUGUGCAAUCAGCUGGGAUGUGGAAAUACUGUGUCGCUGAACUAUAACACCACUGGAAGCACAAAUGUUUUGCACGCCCAAUGCACUGGAAGAGAGUCUGCCGUUAAAGAGUGCAACCUUUAUUUUCAGAGUGGCUCGUCCUGGUACAGUACCCUGACAUGUUCAGGUAAUGUGCGGCUGGUGAACGGCUCCAGUGAGUGCAGUGGGAGAGUAGAGUUGCUCUACAGCAGCCAGUGGGUUUCUCUCUAUGACACUGGGUGGACGACACAGCAGUCAAAUGUUGUGUGCAGUCAGCUGGGAUGUGGACAGGCUGUGGCAACUGGAAGCGGCGAGACCCCUGGAUCUGCCCUGCAGGCUCUCUGCUCUGGGGCUGAAUCUGCCCUGCAGUCCUGUUCCUUCCAGUCCUGCUCCAGCUGUGCUGCCAACAAGUCCACAUCCGUGACUGUUGUGUGUUCAGGUGGUGUGAGACUUGUUAAUGGACCGCAUAACUGCGCUGGAGAUGCACAGAUUUUCUAUAAUGGGAUGUGGGUCUAUCUUUCUUUAUCAAUCAACACAAACAAUUAUGGAGCAUAUUGGUAUCUCAGCAAUUCUAUAUCAGCCGGACUGUGCAAUCAGCUGGGAUGUGGAAAUACUGUGUUGCUGAACUAUAACACCACUGGAAGCACAAAUGUUUUGCAAGCCCAAUGCACUGGAAGAGAGUCUGCCGUUAAAGAGUGCAACCUUUAUUUUCAGAGUGGCUCGUCCUGGUACAGUACCCUGACGUGUUCAGGUAAUGUGCGGCUGGUGAACGGCUCCAAUGAGUGCGGUGGGAGAGUAGAGUUGCUCUACAGCAGCCAGUGGGUUUCUCUCUAUGACACUGGGUGGACGACACAGCAGUCAAAUCUUGUGUGCAGUCAGCUGGGAUGUGGACCGGCUGUGGCAACUGGAAGCGGCGAGACCCCUGGAUCUGCCCUGCAGGCUCUCUGCUCUGGGGCUGAAUCUGCCCUGCAGUCCUGUUCCUUCCAGUCCUGCUCCAGCUGUGCUGCCAACAACUCCAGAUCCGUGACUGUUGUGUGUUCAGGUGGUGUGAGACUUGUGAAUGGAUCACAUAACUGCACUGGAGAUGUACAGAUCUUCCUUGAUGGGACAUGGAUGUAUUUUUACUUUUUAAUCUCCUAUUACAAGAAUGCACCAUACUGGUAUCUCAGCAAUUCUAUAACAGCCGGACUGUGCAGUCAGCUGGGAUGUGGAAAUACUGUGUCAUUGAGCUCGAACACCAUUGGAAGUAAUGUGCGGCUGGUGAACGGCUCCAAUGAGUGCGGUGGGAGAGUAGAGUUGCUCUACAGCAGCCAGUGGGUUUCUCUCUAUGACACUGGGUGGACGACACAGCAGUCAAAUGUUGUGUGCAGUCAGCUGGGAUGUGGACAGGCUGUGGCAACUGGAAGCGGCGAGACCCCUGGAUCUGCCCUGCAGGCUCUCUGCUCUGGGGCUGAAUCUGCCCUGCAGUCCUGUUCCUUCCAGUCCUGCUCCAGCUGUGCUGCCAACAAGUCCACAUCCGUGGUGUGA